CUAUUUGUCACCGUUCCCUGAUUAUAUUAACAGACCUCCAAAAGGAAAAUAUAGAAAAUUUAUGUCAAGUGGGGAGAGAGAUAGAGAUCAUCUUGAUUAUAGAUAUGAUCGAAAUAUAGCUUCUGAUGGAAGAAAAAUGGGGAGCUCCAGAACUGGCAAGAGAAGAUGUAAUAGUCCUUUUAAUAGUUCAGACAACUUGCUGUAUAUUGAAAAGGAGGAUAGUGAUAGCAGAUACAUCAAACAGCGGCCUCUUCCCUUUCAUGCUUAUGAAGAGCCCACUGCUUCUGGCUGGGAACUAUUUCAAAGAGUUGCUGGACCAGAAAAUAGGGGUCCUAAAAGAAAUGUGCGGUGCUCAUGGAAAGAAAUGCACAUAAAAAGCCAGCGAUAUGGUACUAAUAUUGCCCCUUUCAAUGACAGUGAAGGCCUCAGGUAUCAUCAUCCUGAGGAUCAUCAUGGUGGAACAAUAGAUCACCCUGGAUCUACCAACACUUAUGCCUGGAACAAAAGCAUCAAAGGUCAUCAUAGUGAAGAUUGUUUUGUUCAGAGAAGGCGCUAUAAACAACAUGAACUAUUGAAUUCGAGAGGAGAGAUUUAUAAAUCAAGGCAGCAGGAUGAUACUAUGUUCCACCAUGAGGGGCCAUCAUAUCACUUUGAAAGAAUUUCAGGGAAUAAUCAGCCUGAUUAUAGACGUGCAUAUGAUUGCGUUCCAGAAUUUAUUGAUGAAGGAGAUAUGGGUAGAAAUAGAUUUAAAAGGACGCGAAAAGAAAAUCGCAGAAAUCAAUCUGGCGGAUGUCUUUUUGUUCAAUCUGAUAGUCGUGCCCAGAUGCACCCGAGAUCCCAGGUUGAACCUUGCUUGGUUGUUGUGGGCAAAGAGUGCACCUUGCAGUCCUUUAGAAGAACCCGUGAAGCUGGAGUGGAUAAACAUCAUAGUAGGCGUGAUUUCAUGGAAUGGAAUGAUAAUCAGAAGCCCAAAAAUUCUCAUGACUUGGACAAUUUUAACCUAGAGAAAGCUGUUUUAACAGGUGAAAGAAAGGUAGAUACUGACAUUAGUGACAAAAAUUGGCACGAUAAGACCUCCGGAAACCUGCAGAACGAAUUUCUGGAUAUUGAGGAAGGUCAGAUAAUUACUGAAGAAAUCAAUGAGAGCUCCCUGAAAUGUGUAGUUGCAUCUGAAUAUAUAACACAGGCCAAUGAAAUGGAGCACCCAGAAUUUGCUUCAAAAGGUGAUGCAGUUGUUAAAAUACUUGGUGAUCAGAAGAUUCAGGAGAUUAUGGCUAAGAUGGAAAGGCGACGACAGCGAUUUAAGGAGCCCAUUACCUCGAGCAGGUAUUCUGGGAAGACUUCCAAGCAUUUGCCUGAUUUGGAUGUUGAAACUGCUACAGAUAAACUAGAAAGACCAGCAAGAAAAAGGAGGUGGCUUGGAAACUAGAUAAGAUUUACUGGUAAUUUUCUUGCUACUCAGUAACAUAGAAUGGAUGUGAUCUUUACGUUUUCUUGGAGCUGGUUGUCCAUUGUGGUUUGGCAGUCUGGUGCAUCCGAAUACGCAAUGCAGUGCAGUCAAUAUAGUUCACAACUUUACUGGAGGAAGAUUGAAGUUGAUUUUUCCAUUCUUUAUGCUACUUAUAUGUAAUAAUUUUGGUCAUGACAUGUACUUAUUUUCUUGGAAUUGCUUAGAACCCAG
Sesamum indicum (sesame) is the source of this 1681-nucleotide messenger RNA. RefSeq lists its product as uncharacterized. Lineage: Eukaryota; Viridiplantae; Streptophyta; Magnoliopsida; Lamiales; Pedaliaceae. The record is from RefSeq and is a predicted model, not a curated record. Gene Ontology annotation, biological process: mRNA processing.